AUGAAGCUGUCAGUGUUGUUGUUGCUGGCCCUGCUGGGUCUGUCCACAGCCAAUCUUCAGGACAUUGUGAAGAAGAGCUCACAGUACAGAAAAGUUUCCUUACUGAACCCAGAGCUGGAGGACCUGGUCCCUGAACCAACUGGUAACAAUGUGGUGUCAGCUCCUCUGACUCCUGGUGAUUUGGCACAGCAGCAAGAUGCCUCAUUCAUUUUUGGUAAUAAUGUUAACCUGGAAUGGCUGGCCUGGGACGGUUCUCUGCCUAACGGAGCUGUUGCAAUCUACAACAGUUACACCGAGCGCACCGACUAUGUUUGCAAAUACAAGUGUGAGGCUGGAUUCUACAACCCGAGCCUGGGCCCAUACUGCCGCUAUCCUUAUGGAGACCGUGAGUACUAUGCCCCCGAGUUCGAGAUCCUGAGCAACAAAGACAACUUUGAGUUCUUGGAGUGGAAGGAAGACUCCUAUGGUUCAGUGCCCCAGCAUUCAGUCAGGACCUGCGCAGGUGUUGGUAUCUAUGUUGGAAAGAAUAAGUAUGGUCUUGGAAAGGUUGUUCCUCAGUUUGAAGCUUUCUUCCUACCUUGGGAAGGCGAUGAGUAUUGGUACAAGCGUUACCAGGUCCUGACUAUCAACAGGGAUGCCUACACUCAGCACAUCACUGACGUCAAGUACAAAAUUGAUGAGGUUGCCAUUUUCCAGUAUCCUCCUGAGACCAUGCGCAUCUCCGGUGUCACCAACAAUGAGUGCCAGACAGUGGUGAAGACAGUCACUAUCUCAAAGACAUCAGAAGUGGAGACCACCUGGAAUAUUGGCCGAGAAACCAUGCUGGGUAUCACAGGAAGCAUCACAGCUAAAAUCCCACUCAUUGGCUCCGGAGGAAUUGAACUCAGCGGUGAGAAGACACUCCAGUUCUCCAGGGGAACCACUGUGGUAGAGGCACUCAGUCACUCUGUGUCUGUGGAGCUCUCCGUCCCACCAAACCACUACUGUAGAGUCCGUAUGGAGGGACGCAAGAUCAAAGCUGACAUCCCUUACACAGCUCGCCUCAGCCGCACCUACCGCAAUGGAGAGACCCAGUGGACAUCCAUCUUUGGAACAUACGAUGGAGUCCAGAUCGGAGAAGUCCGUGCUGUGGUGGACCGCUGUGAACCAGUGGCUGACGCCAAGCCUUGCCCCUGAAAGACUGAUGGAAAACACACCAAAAGACAUUUUUCAACAACAUCUGAUGUUUUUGAUAUUGAACGCAAAUUAUGUGUCACAAUAAAAAUAAUGCCAUGCACAUGUUGUGCAGUAAA
This is a messenger RNA of Larimichthys crocea (large yellow croaker), 1292 nucleotides long. RefSeq names its product natterin-3. The record is from RefSeq and is a predicted model, not a curated record. The transcript is spliced from 2 exons. Lineage: Eukaryota; Metazoa; Chordata; Actinopteri; Sciaenidae. The coding region runs from base 1 to 1176 and encodes 391 amino acids.